UACGUCUGUUUAGCACGAAAAAAAUGCUUGUUGGAGCAUUUUCGGAACUGCAAUUAACAAGGCGCAUUUCCUUCAACGACGACCGAAAAAAGAUGCGAAAUCAAAAACGUGAAAUGAAUAUUUAACGAAUGUCCUUCUACAAAAAUCCGGUUAUUCGUACGUGUACAUGAAUGAAUGCAUUAAGUCUGCAGAUUGACAAGUUUCUUUUAAGAAUGAAUAUUGCUUGAAAAUAAAAAUUUGAAAGCCAUGGAAGAUUUGGACAACUUUGAUGUACAUCCUCUUUCUCUUUCUGAAAUUCUGAAAAAAAAUUCUGAUUACUUGAAUGAAGAAAAUGAUCCAGUCAAGUUUAAAGGCAAAAUUUCAAAUAUAUUUUCCUUGUCUAUGGGGCUUAAGAGACAAUCUAAGAAUAAACUUAAAAAAACAGUUACACCACCAUUAUUGCAAUGGAAGUUAGCUGCAGAAAAAGCAUUGCAUAUGGAUGAUCCAUGGGCUAUUUUUCAUCUUGACGAAUUAGAAACGGAAACUGCAAAACGUUAUCGUUACAAUGCUUUGAAUCAAGAUUGGUUGGAGGAUAUUAUAAAAGUGAAAAUUGCCAAAGAGCCCUUUGGACAUGGUGCCAUGAGACAGUGCUAUAGAUUGAAAAAAUUACCAACAUUUGGACACCACAGUUGGGAAAAUGCUGCGAAUUUUGUUGCAAAAUGUUACAUGGAAAAUGUUAAUAGAGAUAUAUAUUUUGAAGAUGUUAAGCUUCAGAUGGAUGCUAAACUGUGGGGAGAAGAAUAUAAUCGACAUAAUCCACCCAAGAAAGUAGAUAUAUUUCAAAUGUGUGUAAUUGAAUUUGUGGAUAGACCAGGAAAACCUUUAUAUCACUUAGAAAGAUAUAUUGAUGGCAAAUAUAUAAAGUACAAUUCAAAUUCUGGGUAUAUUAGCUGUGAAAAUCUUCGUUUAACUCCACAGGCAUUCAGUCACUUUACAUUUGAACGAUCUGGUCAUCAGUUAAUGGUCGUGGACAUUCAGGGAGUCGGCGAUCUCUACACUGAUCCUCAGAUUCACACCGCUUCGGGUCGAAAUUAUGGAGAUGGAAAUCUCGGAGUGAAGGGAAUGGCUCUGUUUUUCCAUUCUCAUCUCUGUAAUAAGAUAUGUGAAAGUCUAGGACUCACUCCAUUUGAUUUAUCUCCCACCGAAUUAGCUGAACAUAACAGAAUUGCACAGUUACAGAAAUCUUGUACAACUGUAAUACGUGGAAAAGAAGAAUUGUGUUUGUCUCCUUCUGAAUACGAACGUUCUCAUUUGAUUGAGAUGUUUCGAACUAGAACUUACUCGUCGAAUAGUAUAACUCCACCUUCGUCGGAAUCAAAAAAUUUUAAUCGUAAUUUAAGUAACGAUAGUGGAAAUCCUAAUUCUCCCUUUGAUAUGGAAAGUUUAGAAAAUGGAAAGUUUCCAAUUGUUUUAAAUGAAGAUGAUUCAGGAAUUGGAUCUCAUAGGAAAGAGAGUUUGUGUCAUGAAAAUGGAUCUACAUCAGAUUACAUAGAUGUAGAUUUUAAAGAAUUGGUUAUGCGUAAAUCUCGACCUUCAUGUGUUCAUCAUGAAAUGCAAUUACGAAGAGAUUUGUCUACCAAUGGAAAAAGAUGUUUUGAAUAUUCUGUUUUAGGACAAAUUCACUUAGAACUUAGUAAAUAUCAUGCUCUUGGACGUUUUAUUCCAGAAGAUGAAGAGGUGUAUGAUCACGAAGCUGCACUAUAUCACUUAGAACAUGCUGCUAAUUGUGGAAAUAUAGAGGCUCUUGUGACAAUGGCUCAUAUUUACUUGCAGCUUCCUCAUAAUCUUCUUACUGAAAUAUCGGUUCCGAAUAAUAAGGAAGACUUUGAAAAAGGUAUGAAUUGGAUGAAAGAAGCAGCUUGUGCCGGAGAUCGUUCUGCCAUGAUAUAUUUAGCACGUGCAUUUGAUAUGGGAACUUUUAAUGGGAUGGAGUGGAAAUUAUCCUGGAANUUUUAA
Messenger RNA from Centruroides sculpturatus (bark scorpion), 1995 nucleotides. Its product is annotated as eukaryotic elongation factor 2 kinase-like. Gene Ontology annotation, biological process: protein phosphorylation. The coding region runs from base 247 to 1995 and encodes 582 amino acids. The record is from RefSeq and is a predicted model, not a curated record. Gene Ontology annotation, molecular function: protein binding; ATP binding; elongation factor-2 kinase activity. NCBI's taxonomy places the organism in Eukaryota, Metazoa, Arthropoda, Arachnida, Scorpiones, Buthidae. The transcript has 12 exons.